Nicrophorus vespilloides is the source of this 2978-nucleotide messenger RNA. Its product is annotated as glutamyl aminopeptidase-like. Gene Ontology annotation, molecular function: zinc ion binding; peptide binding; metalloaminopeptidase activity. The coding region runs from base 138 to 2936 and encodes 932 amino acids. The record is from RefSeq and is a predicted model, not a curated record. Gene Ontology annotation, biological process: peptide catabolic process; proteolysis. Gene Ontology annotation, cellular component: cytoplasm. The transcript has 13 exons. Lineage: Eukaryota; Metazoa; Arthropoda; Insecta; Coleoptera; Silphidae.
GCGCAGAGGUCGAGGCGGUAACAGUAAAAACAAUAUCGUAAAGAAAACCGCGCUCCUUCAUAAAUAUAGAAUGAUCCUGAUAGAUCGAAUCUUCUGUUAGUACUUUGUUGUUUUCUUUGAAAGUAAAGUUUUUGAAGAUGCCCGAGCAACAGCAGAUCAGAGUCAAGCGGAAGACGCGACACUGUCAGCACUUCCUCCUGAGCUGCUGCCUCUUCUUCGCGAUUCUGUGCGCCUGUUUGACAGCCGCGUUGGUGCUCGUUGGUAAGCAUUACUAUUACAACGAGCUUCCGGAUUUCCGAUGGUCCUCAUCUGGAGGUUCUUCACCGCCGAAGCCUAUCGAGAGGCUUCCGAGGAACGUGUUACCAAACAGUUACGACAUCAUCCUCAAGCCGUACCUGGACAGCGGCCGCUUCGAAGGGCUAGUGAACAUAAGUUUAGGUGUUAGUGAGGCUACGGACAGAGUGAUCCUGAACAGUAAAGCUCUGAAGAUUGGUUCGGUCAACUUGUACAACUCGAGCGGAUCGGCUUUAGAUGUGCAGGACAUCAUCGCCGAUGAGUACGAAGAGAAGUUGAGCAUCGUAUCCAAGAGUCUGUUGGAUUUAGGAGAGUACAGUUUGUCCAUCAGCUUCACUGGAACUUUGCUCAACAAAACGAGCGGUUUUUACAUGAGCCGCUACAAAGCGGAUGACGGAACUGUUAGGUCCAUUGCGACGACGAAAUUUGAGCCAACGUAUGCCCGUCAGGCCUUCCCAUGCUUCGAUGAGCCAAACAUGAAGGCCAACUUCACAGUCCACUUGCUCAAGCCGAAAGAGAGCGAGUACAUCGCCUUGUCCAACAUGCCAGAAGAUGGAGAUCCAGUUGAUGUUGAGGAUGGAGUGAUGGUGCAUUUCAAGGAAAGCGUGAAAAUGUCCACCUAUUUAGCUUGCUUCAUAGUGAGCGACUUUAAGAGUACUAAUGACGAGAUUAUGUCUAGUCAUGGAAACAUUCCAUUCAGGGUGUUCGCUACUCCUGCUCAACUGGAGAAGACCAAUUACGCCCGUGUGACUGGAAAGAAGAUCAUGGAAUUCUACCUGGACUACUUCAACAUCAAAUAUCCACUCCCAAAAUUAGAUAUGGUUGCUAUUCCCGAUUUUGUCUCUGGGGCUAUGGAGCAUUGGGGUUUGGUCACCUAUAGAGAAACUGCUUUGCUCUUCGACAAGAACAUCAGUUCUUCUAAUAACCAGCAAAGAGUUGCAACAGUUGUAGCUCACGAGUUGGCUCAUAGUUGGUUCGGAAAUUUGGUGACGAUGAAUUGGUGGAACGAUCUUUGGUUAAACGAAGGUUUCGCUUCAUACAUCGAGUAUAAAGGAGUGAACGCUGCUGAACCCGAUUGGGGAAUGAUGGAUCAAUUCAUCGUCGAUGACCUCCACGCUGUUCUUAAGCUAGACGCGACUAUGGCUUCUCAUCCCAUUGUUCAAACUGUGGAGACUCCGGAUCAGAUCACCGAAAUCUUCGACACAAUUUCUUACAAUAAAGGAGCUUCUGUCCUUCGGAUGUUGGAAAACGCGGUGACGGAAUCAAUUUUCCAAAAGGGUGUCACCAUGUACUUGAACAAACAUGCUUAUGGUAAUGCCGUCACGCAGGAUCUUCUCAACGAACUUCAGUCAUUAAGCGAAGACGGUGUUGAUAUUACUGAGUUCAUGAACACCUGGACCGUCCAGAAGGGUUAUCCCAUCGUGACAGUUUCCAAAACCCAAACAGGUUUCAGGUUGACCCAGAAGAGGUUCUUGGCUGACCCAGAUAAAGAUGAUUCAGCUUCCGGCAACGUCGCUUACGGAUACAAAUGGACCAUUCCAAUCACUUACAUCACCGAUAAGAACAACGAAUCUAAAUUGGUUUGGUUCAAACACACCGAUUCGCACGUUGAUAUUGAUGCUGGAGACGCCGAUUGGGUUAAAUUCAACGACCAUCAAGUCGGUUACUACAGGGUCAACUACGAAGACGAAGAUUGGAUGAAGCUGAUCAAGAACAUUCGUAACUUGGAUGUUUCCAAUAGGGCUCACCUCUUCGAAGAGACCUUCAGCAUUGCCGAAUCUGGUCAAUUGCCUUACAGGAUUCCUUUGGAUCUCACCAAAUCUUUGGUGGAGGAAAGGGAUUACGUGCCGUGGGUUGCCGCAUCUAACGCUCUGGACAAGAUCAAGGAUUACUUGAUCAGUUCCGACGUCUAUUCCAACUAUAAGACGUACAUAAUCAACACUGUCAGCAAAGCUUACGAACAUUUCACUUGGGUGGAAAAACCAGAUGAAGGUCAUCUCUUCAAGAGGGCCAGGGUUGUUGUUUUGGAUUUAGCCUGUACUAUGGGUCACGCGGAUUGCCUGAAAGAGGCGAAGAAGCACUUCGAUGAUUGGCUGCAAGGAACCAUAAACUUCUCUCAAGAUUUGCGCGGAUUGGUUUACAGUUUCGGAAUGGAAUCUGCGAGCGCUGAAGAGUGGGAGAAAGUGUGGGAGAAGUUCGUCAACGAGAUCGACGCAGGCGAAAAGAUCCGAUUGAUGAACGGUCUGGCUUCCACCAAAGAACCGACUCUUCUCAUCAAAUUGAUUGAACUUGCCAAAGACGAUACUUACAUCAGGAAGCAGGAUUACUUUUCGUUGUUAUCUUCAAUUUCUUCUAAUCCUCUUGGUACCAGCAUCGUCUGGGAUUAUGUCAGAGAGAAUUGGCUAGUUUUGGUGAAUCGCUUCGGCUUGAACGACAGAUAUUUGGGUAGACUUAUUCCGAGCAUCACCCAGAGAUUCUCAAGCACUGUGAAGAUGGAAGAGAUGGAAGCUUUCUUUGCCAAAUAUCCUAACGCCGGUGCUGGAGAGUCGGCCAGGAAGCAGGCUCUGGAAACAGUAUCCAACAACAUCAAAUGGUUGGAGGAGAACAAGAAGUCUGUGGAGGAUUGGAUCAAGGCCAACUAAAUUAAAUUAAAUAGAUAGAUAUUUUGUAUAUAUUAUAAAGAA